ACUUUGUACACAACCAUCAACUUGUACUCGAUUUUAUUUCAAGUUCAACAUGCCAUUUGAUGUAAAAGAUAUGUUGGAACAUUUUCACUUCAGUGCGAACGUGACGAUACUUUUCAAUGGCUGGCAUGUGACGACGGCUCCUGGUAUGCUAGGCAGUUGUGCCGUCGUCAUCCUCCUGGCUUUCUUCUUCGAGGUCCUCAAGACAUUCCGGACCCUGCAUCUCCAGCAAUACGCCACCAGCGUCAGGCAUCGGAUAGUCGAGAGUGCAACGGAGAAAAGCCGAAUUCUUGAAACUCAAGCCGAAGGAGAACUCAAAAUUCUUAGUUGGCCGCACGGAAUCCAGUCUUUGCUACAUGUCCUCCAGGCUGUGAUUGGCUACAUGCUUAUGCUAAUCGUCAUGACGUAUAACGGCUGGUUGAUUCUGAGCGUUCUGAUUGGCAUAGGGCUGGGCUACUUUGCAUCGGCAUGGAAGAGGAAAAUCCACGUCGACGUGGAAGAAACUGCGAAAUAGUACAUGUACAUGUAGUCGCUCAAGAAUAUUGAUCUUCAAAACCAAAGAAGAAUGUAUCCAUCAAAUCUCCAACAGUUGUAUAUAAAAAUAUAAUCUUGAAAAGAAAAAUCAUGCAGCUAAGAUAAAAAUUAAAGAACACAGACUCUUUUCCAAAUCAUGGUAGAUGGUUUUCCAAAUCAAGAUUCGAACCAACCAACCGAUCCCGUUAGCUCGGUGGUCGAGUGGUAAGACAUCUGCACUAAAAAGCAGGAGGUCGUGGGUUUGAGUCCCACCCUAGUGA
Messenger RNA from Patiria miniata (bat star), 791 nucleotides. RefSeq names its product high affinity copper uptake protein 1-like. NCBI's taxonomy places the organism in Eukaryota, Metazoa, Echinodermata, Asteroidea, Valvatida, Asterinidae. Gene Ontology annotation, cellular component: membrane. Bases 50 to 511 code for a protein of 153 amino acids. The record is from RefSeq and is a predicted model, not a curated record. Gene Ontology annotation, molecular function: copper ion transmembrane transporter activity. Gene Ontology annotation, biological process: copper ion transmembrane transport. The transcript is spliced from 4 exons.